GCCUGGAGGAGAUAGCAGGAUGGGGAGAGUGUGCCUGUGCUGAGGAUGGAGAAGAGAGUGUGUGUGAUCCAGACUGACUUUCACCAGUACCGACCGCUUGUUGGCAUCCAAAGCAAGCUUCUGACACACGAACAGGAGAGCCUGCAGCAGGCGGAGCAGCGGUGUGUGCAGCUGGCUCAGGCCAGGCGAGAGCUGGAGGUGCAGGUGGCUGGUCUGGAGGAGCGUCUGGAGGAGGAGGAGGGAGCCUCCGCCCAGCUGGUGUCUCAGCGCCAGAGACUGGAGGCCGAGUGCUGCGACCUGCGCCGUGACCUGGAGGAGCUGGAGAGCACACUGACCUCCGUAGAGAGAGACAAACAGUCCUCAGACUGUACUGUGAGAAAGCUCUCAGAGGAGCUCUCCCAGAAGGAUGUGCUGGUGCAGAAGUUUCAGAAAGAGAAGGAUCACUUGUUUGAGCUCAGCCAGCAAGCCAUUGAGGACUUACAGUGUGAGGAGGAGAAGGUGAACCUCCUGACCAAAGAGAAAGCCAAGCUGCAGGUGCACGUGGAGGAGUUGGAGUACCAGCUGGAACAGGAGAGAAAGCAGCGCAGUGAGCUGGAGAGGAACAGGAGGAGGCUGGAGGGAGACAGUAAGAACACCAUGGAGAACCUAACCGAGUUGGGCAAGAUGAGGGCCAGCCUGGAGGAGCUCAUCAAGAAGAAAGAUGCGGAGAUUAGUGCCACCAGCAGCCGGCUGGAGGCUGAGGAAACAUUGAGUGCAGGUCUGCAGAAGAAGAAUAAAGAGUUGCAGGUCCGCAUUGAGGAACUGGAAGAAGAACUAGAAGCAGAGAGAGCCAUGAGGGCAAAGGUGGAGAAGCAGCGGGCUGACCUGACCCGAGAACUGGACGAUCUGACAGACCGGCUGGAAGAGGCAGGAGGUGCUACAGCCUCUCAGAUGGAGAUGAAUAAGAAACGUGAGGCAGAGCUGCAGAGGCUGAGGCGGGACCUGGAGGAGUCCUCCGUCCAGGCUGAAACGAUGGCGGCGGCUUUGCGGAAGCGUCACGGUGACACCCUGGCUGAACUAAGUGAGCAGUGUGAGGGUCUGCAGAGGACUCGGGCCAAACUGGAGAAGGAGAAGCAGAACCUGAGGCUGGAGGUGGACGACCUGGCAGCCUCUCUGGAAACUCUUCAAAAGGCAAAGGCAUCCACUGAUGCACAGCUGAAGAAACUGGAGGAUUUGCUGUCUGAGGCCAACUCCAGGAAUGAAGAUGUGCAGAAAGCCCUUACUGAGGUGACUGGGGCAAAGAACAGACUGACAGCUGAAAAUAAUGAACUGAGUAGGCAGCUGGAAGAUACAGAGAACAAGUACAGCCAGAUGAGCCGCUCUAAAACUCUGCUGCUGACCCAACAUGAGGAGCUGAAGAAGCAGUUUGAUGAGGAGGUCAAGGUUAAAGCAGCGCUGAGCAGCAGUUUGAUGGCAGUGAGACAGGAGUGUGAAGUGUUGAAGGAGCAGCUAGAGGAGGAGCAGGAGAGCAAACUGGAGCUGCAGCGCCUCGUCUCCAAACUCAACAGUGAUGUCACACACUGGAGGAGCCGCCACGAAGCUGACACCAUCCAACACAGCGACGAACUGGAGGAGGCCAAGAAGAAGCUGUUGGCUCGGCUGCAGGAGGCUGAAGAGUCAGUGGAGGCCACGCAGGCCAAGUGCUCCAGCCUAGAGAAAACCAAGCAGAGACUUCAGGAGGAAGUGGAGGAGCUCUGUGUGGAUCUGGAGAAGGCCAACAAUGCAGCAGCGGUGCUGGACAAGAAACAGCGCAUGCUGGACAAACAGCUGGGAGACUGGAGGCAGAAGUGUGAAGAGCUUGUGACUGAGGUGGAGAGCUGUCAGAAAGAGAGCAGGCAACAUGCUACUGAGCUUUUCAAACUCAAAACAGCCUAUGAAGAGGCUGUGGAGCAGAGUGACGCUUUACGCAGGGAGAACAAGGCCUUCCAGGAGGAAAUUGCUGAUCUUACUGACCAGCUUUCGGAUGGGGGCAAGAGUGUCCAUGAGCUCCAGAAAAUGAAAAAGAAGAUUGAGAUGGAAAAAGAAGAACUGCAGGCUUCAUUGGAGGAGUCUGAGGCAGCGCUAGAGGGUGAGGAGACCAAGGUGCUGCGGCUGCAGGUGGAGCUCUCUCAGGCGAAAGCAGACAUGGAGCGAAGGCUGCAAGAGAAGGAGGAGGAGCUGGACGCGGCCAGAAAGAGCCACCAGAGGGCGAUAGAGUCACUGCAGGCCAGCCUGGAUGUGGAGGUGAAGGGCCGAACAGAGGCGGCCCGCCUGAAGAAAAAGAUGGAAAGUGAUAUAAAUGAUCUGGAGUUACAGGUGGACCUGCUCAACAAGAACAACGCAGAGCUGAUGAAGACUGUCAAGAAGAUGCAACAGCAGAUUAAGGACCUGCAGGUGCGGUUGGAGGAGGAGACGCGUGUGCAGGAGGAACUGAGAGAGGAGCACGCUCUGUUGGAGCGACGCUGCACUUUGCUGGUCACUGAGGGAGAGGAAAGUCGUGCUGGACUGGAGGCAGCAGAGAGGGCACGCAAGGCCCUGGAGACUGAGCUCCAAGAGACCACAGAGAAAUACAAUGAUAUCAACAACCAGUUACAGUCAGUCUCCAGUGGCAAGCGAAAAUUGGAAGUGGACCUUCAGCAGCUGACCCAGGAGCAUGAGGAACUGCAAAAUGAACUGCGGGGGGUCAAUGACAAGAUCAAGAAAGCUGUAUGUGAGACUACACGAGUGGCUGAGGAGCUGAGGGUGGAGCAGGAGCAUACCAUGCAUCUGGAGCGGGUGAAGAAAGGCCUGGAGGCACAGCUCAAGGACAUGACCGUCAGACUGGAUGAGGCUGAACAGCUGGCUAUGAAAGGAGGCAAAAAGAUCAUCCAGAAGCUGGAAGGAAAGGUGAAGGAGUUAGAGCUGGAUUUGGAAACGGAGCAGAAGAAAUAUGCUGAGACAGUGAAGACCCUGCGGAAGAAUGAGCGGCGCCUCAAGGAACUACUCUUCCAGUCUGAGGAGGACCAGAAGAACCAGCAGAGGAUGCAGGAGUUGGUGGAAAGGCUGCAGAUCAAAAUGAAAACAUACAAGAGACAAGUGGAGGAGGCGGAGGAGCAGGCCAAUAUGAACCUGGCCAAGUACAGGAAGACUGUCCAUGAGCUGGAUGACGCAGAGGAGCGAGCUGACAUAGCCGAGUCUGCUCUCACCAAGAUCAGGACCAAGAACAGAGGCAGUUUUGGCAAAGGCUACUCUUCAGGUUAUAGCACUCCAUAUCCAGGAGUGGUAAGGUCACCCAGCUCUGUUGGGUCAGAAGGCAGGGGUGAGAAGAUCCUCACUGAUGAUGAUGAAUCUGUCAGUUCUCUCAUUCCCACCUAUCUCAACUCCCUCAAGAAACUGAUGAUUGACUAGAGCAUUUUGUCCCAACAGCACCUGCCUUACAACAGAAAUUGGGACCUCUGGAAAGAAUACAGACCUCUGAUUUAUGAUUUCCAAAAUUCCAAAUGAUAAAAUCGUGUAAACUUUGGUCAACACAAGCAUCUAUAUUCAGUAUUACUCUCUGUUUACUUCACUGUUGCAUUUGUUUGAAAGAGUGCACAGUCUGUGACUAACUGUACAGUGACAACCUUUGUUGUUGACUUUCUUCUCAAGCACUUUGGAUUUGAAAAGACUGUGAGGUUAAAGUGCAGAACGUAUUUACUUCUGUAUUUGGUGAACCUCAUAGGAGUCACAGCACAAUUUGAUUGUAUUGCUGUUGUUAAAUUCUAUCAGUAGGGUAUAAACAGAAUAAAUCAAUCAGAGAUAUGUAGAGUUUAAAAAUAAAUAAUUAUGACUACUAUAUAAAGUAUGUAAUGUAGGCUGGGGAAAUGUCUAAAAAUAAUUAGCACAAUAUUUUCUAGUUAAGAAAAUUCCCUCCUACACUCCCUCCUGAAGCAGUACACAUGUUAUGCUGUAGUUUAGACCAUUUUUCCAUUAAAAAGUUUUUGUUCAUAUGCUUUUUCAGAAACAUGAAUCGUUUUAAUGCAAUUCUGAUCAUAUAUUAGCUAAUAUAAAUACUGAGUAACCCAACAUGUCAUUUUUAUAGUUGUUACUUUGAACAUGUGCUUUCAUGAGCUCCUUCUGGUGAGGGUUCAUGGCUACUAUGGCAGAAACUUGCAACACAUACCGUAAAUCACUGAUUUCCAAAGCCAUGUCCGUAUGCUUCAGGUUAAAACUGUUUUCCAUUGUUAUAGCAGAAUCACUAUGGAAUUUAGCUGUAGAUGCCUUUGGAAAAGCGCCUAGCAUUUUAUUUAUAAUGAUUUUCAUAGUUUAACUCAUUUGACCCACUGAGACACUUAAGCUGUACAGAAAAUGCUGCAAACUUUUCUGAGACGGUAUGCCAUGAGGGGGAGGUGAUAUAAUUGGUAAACGUUAUUUUUCCUUGCCUACUGAUGCACAGUGACAUAAUCGAAACUCAGAGGAUGUUUUAGAAGUGAGCAAAAGUCAUUACGUUUUGCUGGAACAUUGCAGAAAAGAAUUUUGUCUUUCAUAAUAUUUAUAAUGAAUCAUUCUUAACUUAAGCAUAGACAUGAACAAGGUCAGUUUUCAUUUCAAGUUCACUCUAAGAUUAUAUCAUCCAGUUUUGUGUUGUUUCCUGGAAUGCACGUUUAUUUAUAAGAUGCCUAUAUGAUCCACACAGUACAGCUGUACAUACCCUCAAAUUAACUGCCCUACAUCAUGACAUGGUUUAAUUUUAAACCCAGUGUGUACAGAGCCAAAGUCACAAAAGUUAUGUCACUGUUCAGUUACUUGCAGCCUGCACUGUUUUUUUCUCUUUGCCAAAACUUUAACAGAAAUGGUCAAUAAUGUUCUUUUUCAACUUCCACCAUAGUUAUAAAUAUACAGGAUUAAUGUUUGAUUUGUCUCUAAAGGGCUUUUAAUAAUAAAACACACCAAAUGAAUAUUUAAAGAUAUUAAAACUUAUACUAUUUAAAGUUUUUGAGCAUUUGUCUACUUACAUUCCAAUUUUGCAAGUUUUCCACUAAGAACAAACAUUACAGAAUGCCCCAUUCCUGCAAUGUCUGGAAAUCAAGCAAUUAAAAUGCUGAAUUAUUAGAAAAGUAUCAACAUAUGUAUUUACUGUACUCUGAGUUUUUAACAAUAAAAAUGUGAAAAUGAAA
Pygocentrus nattereri (red-bellied piranha) is the source of this 5153-nucleotide messenger RNA. Its product is annotated as myosin-16. The coding region runs from base 46 to 3405 and encodes 1119 amino acids. The transcript has 23 exons. Gene Ontology annotation, cellular component: myosin complex. Lineage: Eukaryota; Metazoa; Chordata; Actinopteri; Characiformes; Serrasalmidae. The record is from RefSeq and is a predicted model, not a curated record.